AUGUGGCAAAUCUGGAAACAUAGAUGCAUAAAAGUCUUUGAAAACAAAGGCACUCAUCCAAACAAAAUCAUUAUGUGCAUCAAGAAUUUUUGUUUGAAGUAUAAUAUCUUAUCUCAUGGCACUAACAAUAACUGCAGGGUUGGAGUGUUGAAACCAAAGAAGAAAUGGGAAAAAACCCCUGUUCAGUGGAAAAAACUGAACUUUGAUGCUGCUUUUGAUAAAGAAACUAAAACUUGUGGAAUUGGUCUAAUUUUAAGAAAUUGUGCAGGAAGAUGGUUGGAGGCCAUGGUGAAAGUGGCAAAAGCAAGAGACUCAGAACAAGCUGAAGGUCUAGCUCUGUUAGAAGUUGUAGAAUGGAUCAAGACUAAAGCUUGGAGCAACAUCAUCAUUGAAGGAGACUGCAAAACUAUCAUUGAGGCUGUGACUUCAAAUUUUGGAAAUGUUUUAUGGCAGAAUCAUAAUCUUCUUUCGGAUAUUAGUAGAAUGGUUGAAUCUCUUAAUAAUAUUGAAUGUACUUUUAUUCCUAGGACUAGUAAUGAAGCGGCAGAUGGGCUAGCCAAAUAUGCCAAGAAAUUUGCAUGCAAUCAAGUGUGGUCAGAGAAACCACCUAGAUGCAUCCACUCUAUUUUAGAGAUGGAUAACUCUGUGUAG
Molecule: messenger RNA, 651 nt
Organism: Papaver somniferum (opium poppy)
Lineage: Eukaryota; Viridiplantae; Streptophyta; Magnoliopsida; Ranunculales; Papaveraceae
Exons: 1
Coding region: 1-651 (216 amino acids)
Molecular function (GO): RNA-DNA hybrid ribonuclease activity; nucleic acid binding
Source: RefSeq, a predicted model, not a curated record